This is a messenger RNA of Cyanistes caeruleus (blue tit), 3442 nucleotides long. It is a transcript of the gene TAF5, whose product is annotated as TATA-box binding protein associated factor 5. The record is from RefSeq and is a predicted model, not a curated record. Gene Ontology annotation, cellular component: transcription factor TFIID complex. Gene Ontology annotation, molecular function: RNA polymerase II general transcription initiation factor activity; protein binding. Gene Ontology annotation, biological process: transcription initiation at RNA polymerase II promoter. Lineage: Eukaryota; Metazoa; Chordata; Aves; Passeriformes; Paridae.
CGCGAGUCCGAGGAGAUCCUACGUCGCGAAGCCCGCUUGCUUGGCGACGACCUGGGUGCUGUCGCCCUCAGCCCCGCCAGCGCCGGGCUCCUGGGGGGCUCCGGGAGCGAUGCGGACUCCGGCGAGGCGCUGCUCGGCCGGGGCACCAGCGCUGCCGCCGUCGCCAUAGGGGGCAACGUCGCCACUGUCGCUACUUCCAGCCCCGGCGUGGCUGCAGUUGCCGCCGUGCCGCCGGGGAAAGUCGGAGGUGCGGUGGUUGUGGAGGAUCAGCCGGACGUGAGCGCGGUGUUGUCAGCCUACAACCAGCAAGGAGACCCGACGCUGUACGAGGAGUACUACAGCGGAUUGAAACACUUCAUCGAGUGCUCCCUGGACUGUCAUCGGGCAGAAUUGUCUCAGCUCUUUUAUCCUCUCUUUGUGCACAUGUAUUUGGAAUUGGUCUACAAUCAACAUGAGAGUGAGGCAAAGUCUUUUUUUGAAAGAUUUCAUGGGGAUCAGGAGUGCUAUUACCAGGAUGACCUGCGUGUAUUGUCGAGCUUAACCAAAAAAGAACACAUGAAAGGUAAUGAGACCAUGCUGGAUUUCCGAACAAGCAAGUUUGUGCUGCGCAUUUCCCGUGACUCUUACCAACUCCUGAAGAGGCAUCUUCAGGAAAAGCAGAACAAUCAGAUCUGGAACAUUGUUCAGGAGCAUCUUUACAUUGACAUCUUUGAUGGAAUGCCUCGCAGUAAACAACAGAUAGAUGCUAUGGUUGGAAGCUUGGCUGGGGAGGCAAAACGAGAGGCUAAUAAAGCAAAGGUUUUCUUUGGCUUGUUGAAAGAACCAGAGUUUGAUGUGCCUUUGGAUGAUGAAGAUGAAGAAGGAGAAAAUGAGGAAGGAAAGCCAAAGAAGAAAAAACCUAAGAAAGAUAAUGUAGGGUCAAAAAGUAAAAAACAGGAUCCUAACGCUCCUCCCCAAAACAGAAUUCCUCUGCCAGAACUGAAAGACUCUGACAAGCUGGAUAAAGUAAUGAAUAUGAAGGAAGCUGCGAGGCGAGUGCGUCUUGGACCUGAGUGCCUGCCCUCCAUCUGUUUCUACACAUUCCUUAAUGCUUAUCAGGGUCUAACUGCAGUGGAUAUUACAGAUGACUCCAGCAUGAUUGUAGGAGGCUUUGCUGACUCCACUGUCAGAGUGUGGUCUGUGACUCCAAAAAAGCUACGUAGUGUGAAAACAGCUGCAGACCUCAGUCUCAUUGACAAAGAAUCAGAUGAUGUCUUGGAGAGGAUCAUGGAUGAGAAAACAGCAAGUGAGUUGAAGAUUUUAUAUGGUCACAGUGGACCUGUCUAUGGCACCAGCUUCAGUCCUGAUAGGAAUUAUCUAUUGUCCUGUUCUGAGGAUGGCACCGUGAGAUUGUGGAGUCUCCAAACAUUCACAUGUUUGGUGGGAUAUAAAGGACACAACUAUCCUGUUUGGGAUACACAGUUCUCUCCUUACGGCUAUUACUUUGUUUCUGGGGGACAUGACAGAGUGGCUCGUCUGUGGGCAACAGAUCACUACCAGCCAUUACGGAUCUUUGCUGGCCAUCUUGCAGAUGUGACAUGUACCCGAUUUCAUCCAAACUCCAACUAUGUUGCUACAGGCUCAGCAGACAGGACUAUAAGGCUCUGGGAUGUUUUGAAUGGGAAUUGUGUAAGAAUAUUCACUGGACAUAAGGGACCAAUUCAUUCAUUGGCAUUUUCUCCUAAUGGACGAUUCCUGGCUACUGGAGCAACAGAUGGAAGAGUUCUGCUGUGGGAUAUUGGACAUGGCUUGAUGGUUGGCGAAUUGAAAGGGCACUCUGACACUAUCUACGCGCUCAGAUUCAGUAGGGAUGGGGAGAUUUUAGCAUCAGGUUCAAUGGAUAACACAGUUCGUCUGUGGGAUGCUGUGAAGGCUUUUGAAGACUUAGAAACUGAUGACUUCACUACAGCCACUGGACACAUAAAUUUGCCUGAAAACUCACAGGACUUGUUACUGGGCACAUACAUGACCAAAUCAACCCCCGUUGUUCAUCUCCAUUUCACACGCAGGAACCUGCUGCUGGCUGCGGGAGCCUACAGCUCACAGUAGAUCAGGAAGCUGAAACUGACUGUGCCAAGUCAUUGCAGUAGUGACCUCAGGACGUGAGACGAGGGAAUGUCUUGAACAGAAGGACUCCACAACUCCAUUGCAAGGAGUAUGAAACUGUAAUUAAUAGAAGCAGCAUUUCUCAGUUCUGCUGUUUCAUAUUUAUCUGCAAUUUGAAAAUGCUGGAGAUUGACAAGACAUUGUGGCUGUAAAAGAAGGAACUGUUCGUGGUGCUUUUGGUAACAUAGAUACAUAUGAAAUGAGCAUCUCUUUCCAGAGGUGGUACUGAGCUCUGCUGAAACUUGUGAAAAGUUAACAGCCUUUACAUGUGUUCUUAGAUUUUUUUAAAGCACUUAAUUUAUGGUUAACAAAUGUUUCAUCAGUCUCAAACACAAGCAAAACUGUCCAUUUUCAGGAAAGAAGAAUGUAGUUUUGAUUCACUACCGCCUGGGCUGGGCAGCAGGCAUGGUGAGAUCAUAGCAACAACCAGGGCAUUGAUGGAGUGGGCCGGACAGCCCGAUGCUUGUGGGGAACUGCCGCGAAGCUCCGUGCAUGCUUUUUAUGCAGCCAGAUACUAAGUCCUGAAAAGAUUUCAAACUCAUGUGCUCUUUUGAGGUGUCAGAAACACAGAUCUUGUUACUGUUUUCAAAGGUAGCCAGUGCUGUCAGUGUGAUAAGCAACCAGAAGUGCAAUGUGAACUUUAUUUACUUUCAUACUUUAAUGUAUGAGAAAAUAAAAAAGGGGAAUUGAGGCACAACUGAAACAGUCACUAUUAAAAAUGUGAACUAAAACUCUUUACUUUGUAUUAGAUGUAAAAGAAGAUUAACAACCUGUAUCCUUGCUGCAUAAGGCUUAACAUAAAAAACCAGCAAAACUAGCCAAGAAAUUGAAACAUAGCAGCACAAAAGGCUAAGCGCAUCAUCAGCUGGUUUUUGAAAGGCCAGCUUGUCUGCUGAGUGACAAUUCCUAUCUACAAGAAGAUUGUACCCAGUGAGUCCUCCUGGACUACCAAUAAGGCUGUGUUUUCUUUUAAAGGAGAGUAAAACAUGCAGAACACUGGGAAGAAUGUCAGUGUCUUUGAAUUGAAAACAGCACACCAAAAGCCAGGUCCAGUGUGGCUUGGGUUUGGGUUGGUUUUUGUUCUUACAAGAUUUGUGCAGAGAAAUCUGUUUUGUGUUCCUCAUUACUUCACAGUAAGGACUUGCACACUUGAACAAACUACUGGCUCUCUAGUGAAAAUAAAAACAAGACUUGUCAUUUCUAAGGUCAAGUAAAUGGAGAACUACCUCCUCUUUCAUCUCUUGUCUUUCUCUUAGAGUAAAGCUAUACUACAGGCAUUAUACAUCAAAAAAAAAAA